Messenger RNA from Solanum tuberosum (potato), 2914 nucleotides. Its product is annotated as probable cyclic nucleotide-gated ion channel 14. Gene Ontology annotation, cellular component: membrane. The coding region runs from base 344 to 2527 and encodes 727 amino acids. The transcript has 7 exons. NCBI's taxonomy places the organism in Eukaryota, Viridiplantae, Streptophyta, Magnoliopsida, Solanales, Solanaceae. Gene Ontology annotation, biological process: monoatomic ion transport; transmembrane transport. The record is from RefSeq and is a predicted model, not a curated record. Gene Ontology annotation, molecular function: monoatomic ion channel activity.
UAUCUAUUUUUCUUUAAUAUACUCUUUGUCUUUUUGUGAUCUUCCAAGUAAAGUCAACCCCUAUAAAUUAAAUAUACACAGAAAACCAGAGUUGUUUCUGCCCACUUCAACUCCUCUUUCUUCAUUCAUUUUUAUGGUUACUUUCAAACCCCAUUUGAGAAAAUUCUUGAAUUUUUCAGCCAUGUGAGUAUUUUUGAGCAAAGUUUACAUUUUUAUUUUAUAGCAUCUUCUGAAAUGGAACUUCUUGAAAAGGGUAAAAAUUCAAUCGUUUUACCAUUUUGGUAUUUUCUUGGCUUCUGCAUUGUGUAUUGAAGAUUUGUAGGUAUUUUUGUCUGUAAAGGUUAUGAUGGAGUUCAAGAAAGCCAAGACGGUAAGGUUUUAUAAUGAUGGGAAACAGAAUCUUGAAAGUUCAUGGGAGAAGAAUGAGAACCAUGUUCUUGAAAAGCAGCUACCUUUGUAUCUUGAUGGUAAAAAUGUUGACAAAGUUGGAGCUAGUAAAGUUCCUAAAUUUGGGAAAUUUAAGGUUUUCCCAGAAAAUUAUGUACCUGGGAAAAAGAAAAUUCUUGAUCCAGGAAGUGAAAUUGUUAUACAAUGGAAUAGGGUAUUCUUGUUUUCUUGUUUGAUAGCUCUCUUCAUGGAUCCAUUGUUUUUUUACCUUCCAUCAGUGGUGAAUAGGGGGAAAUCUUCAUGUAUGACAAUUGACUUGAAUCUUGGGAUUAGUGUUACAUGUUUUCGAACAGUAGCAGAUGUUUUCUAUUUGUUACAUGUGAUAUUUAAGUUCAGGACUGCUUAUGUUUCAAGAAGUUCAAGGGUGUUUGGAAGGGGUGAACUUGUUAUGGAUAAGAAAUUGAUUGCAAGGAAGUACUUGAAGUCUGAAUUCUUCAUUGAUGCUAUUGCUGCUCUGCCUCUUCCUCAGAUUGUAAUAUGGUUCAUCAUACCAGCAAUUAGAAGUUCUCAUUCCGAUCACACCAACAAUGCUCUUGUAUUAAUAGUUCUGCUUCAAUAUCUGCCAAGACUCUAUCUGAUUUUCCCAUUGAGUUCUCAAAUUAUUAAAGCUGCCGGGGUUGUCACAAAAACAGCUUGGGCAGGGGCCGCUUACAAUUUGCUACUCUACAUGUUGGCAAGCCAUGUCCUUGGUGCUUCCUGGUAUUUAUUGUCAAUUGAGAGAUAUGCUACAUGCUGGAAAAUAGCUUGUGAAAAGGAGCUUAGGCCUUUACAAUGCUCCAGUCGUUUCCUCGACUGUGGUACUACAGACCAUGCAGACAGGAUAACAUGGGUGAACAGCACCCAAGUUUUCAGCAACUGCUAUCCUUCUAACUCAACCAUUUUCGACUUUGGAAUAUUUGCAAAUGCAGUUACAAACAAUGUUGUCUCCUCUAAGUUUCUUGAGAAGUACUUGUACUGUUUGUGGUGGGGUUUACAAAAUUUGAGUUCUUACGGCCAGAACUUGACCACAAGCACAUAUAUAUGGGAAACUUCAUUUGCCAUUCUUAUUGCUAUUUUUGGGCUAGUUCUGUUUGCUCAUUUGAUUGGAAACAUGCAGACAUACUUACAAUCUAUCACUGUGAGGCUUGAAGAAUGGAGGCUCAAGCGACGAGAUACUGAAGAAUGGAUGAGGCAUCGCCAACUUCCUCAGGAUCUACAAGAACGUGUUAGACGUUUUGUACAGUACAAGUGGCUUGCCACUCGAGGAGUAGAUGAAGAAUCUAUCCUGCUUGCUUUACCUUCAGACCUUCGCCGUGACAUCCAACGCCACCUAUGUUUAGACCUUGUUCGGCGUGUUCCCUUCUUCUCACAAAUGGAUGAUCAACUGCUUGAUGCCAUAUGUGAACGUCUGAGUUCUUCGUUAAGUACUCAAGGAACGUACAUUGUACGUGAGGGUGAUCCAGUAACUGAAAUGCUCUUUGUUAUUAGAGGAACAUUAGAGAGCUCAACUACAAAUGGAGGGCGAACAGGCUUCUUCAACUCAAUUACUUUGAGGCCAGGUGACUUUUGUGGUGAGGAACUCCUUGCCUGGGCAUUAUUGCCACGAUCCACUCUUAACUUGCCUUCAUCAACGAGAACAGUGAGAGCGCUGUCAGAAGUAGAAGCUUUUGCAUUACAUGCAGAGGAUCUCAAGUUUGUAGCCAAUCAAUUCAGACGUCUUCAUAGUAAGAAGCUACAGCACACCUUCCGUUAUUACUCUCACCACUGGAGAACUUGGGCUGCCUGUUUUGUUCAAGCUGCUUGGCGUCGUUUCCAGAGGAGAAAGCUGGCCAAAGAACUUUAUAGAGGUGAGUCCUUGUCUUAUGCUCCUGAGGAUGACCAAUCAGCAUAUGAAAGUGAAUGUGAACAUGAGGAUGAUCAACAAACGAAGACUACACCAACAAACUCUUCAAAUGUAAAGCAAAACCUUGGAGUUACAAUAUUGGCAUCAAGAUUUGCUGCACACACAAGGAGAGGAGUUCAGAAGAUGAAGGAUAUGGACAUGCCUACGUUUCAGAAGCCCGAGGAGCCUGACUUUUCGGCUGAGCCAGAUGACGACUAGCUCAACGUAUGCCCGAUUCGAAGACCAUCUUCCACAGGUGAAAUUAUACAGAACCAAAGAAGCAAUAUAAAGACAUACUGAAGUGAAUUUAAAGAACUUUAUUCAAGUUUAUUACUAAAAGAAAAGAAGGAAAAGAAGACAGGUUGUGCUGCAGUUGAUUAUAAUUAUAAUCAUCAAUAGACUUAACUGGUAAGUAAAAAUUUGGUGAAGGGAAAAUAGGUUCCUAUAAAAUGUGAGAAGACUUAACAGAAAUUGUAGGUUAGUGUUUGUUGAAGAAAAACAAAAGGGUAAAUUUUAUGUUUCACUCUUUAUGUUGGCAAACUUGAGACUUUUAACUUAGUGAACAAUGUAUGUUAAUGUAAAGUUAUAUGAAAUUAUUUAGGUCAA